Messenger RNA from Brassica napus (rape), 726 nucleotides. RefSeq names its product arabinogalactan protein 22. NCBI's taxonomy places the organism in Eukaryota, Viridiplantae, Streptophyta, Magnoliopsida, Brassicales, Brassicaceae. The transcript has 2 exons. The record is from RefSeq and is a predicted model, not a curated record. Bases 318 to 509 code for a protein of 63 amino acids.
AUUUAAUUUUAAUUUGAUCCUUCUCACACACAGCUUAGAAACAGAACAUUAUUAACCGUUUUCUCGUUAAACCUCUAAUUUUAAAACUGAAACCAAUUAAAAAGACAACAUACAGAGUGAUGAGAGUUCGAGACAGACAUGAUCUGUGAGAUAGGUGUGGUCCCGAGGCGUUUGGGCCCCACGUUCCUCGAGGCAUGGCCUUUUACUAUAUAAUCGAAUCUUAUAGCUUCUCUUGUUCUUUCACCAAUCGGCAUUUUACUUAUCUUUGUUGAGGAAAAGAGAUUCCCUCACCCAGUCACCGGAGAUUAACAGAAGGAAUGGCGUCCUUGAAGUUUCCGUUGGAGAUUCUUGCCGUCUUCGUCAUCAUCUCGGUGAUUCUCUUGCCGAUUGCUCAUGCGCAAUCAUCUUCCCCAGCUCCCGCACCAACCAGCGACGGAACAUCGAUAGAUCAGGGGAUAGCGUAUGUUCUAAUGAUGCUGGCUUUGGCGUUGACUUAUUUCAUUCACUGAACUUGAUGAAUCCAUCCACAACAAUGGUUUUGUUUCCUAGUGUUUGUGUUCUUUUCUUGUGACGUGAGAUUUUUAGGAAAAUGAAAAAAAGAAGAAGAGAGAAUUAGGUUUUGGACAUCAUGCUUUUGUUCUGUUUUUGUUGGUUGGAUUAUUCGUUGUAAAUUAAUUAGUUAAUGAUGAGUUGAAGUUGAGCAAAAUAAAAUCAUAUUCAUCUUGA